Messenger RNA from Brassica oleracea var. oleracea, 1209 nucleotides. Its product is annotated as mitochondrial inner membrane protein OXA1-like. The record is from RefSeq and is a predicted model, not a curated record. NCBI's taxonomy places the organism in Eukaryota, Viridiplantae, Streptophyta, Magnoliopsida, Brassicales, Brassicaceae. Gene Ontology annotation, biological process: protein localization to chloroplast; protein insertion into membrane; thylakoid membrane organization. Gene Ontology annotation, cellular component: chloroplast thylakoid membrane. Bases 1 to 1209 code for a protein of 402 amino acids. The transcript is spliced from 9 exons. Gene Ontology annotation, molecular function: membrane insertase activity.
AUGGCGAUCUCGUCAAAGCCUUGUAUACAGGUGUUUCUUGUUGUUAAAGUUAUGUCACAAGAGUAUGAUUUGGGGGACGGGCAUUACAAAAGAAACCUUUCUCCAAAAUGGUUCUGCAAGACCUCCUCCUCAAGCCCCCCUCUUGUUCUUCAUGAUCAUGUCAAAGAUUAUAAUACUAAGUCCACUUUCUCGGAUUCAAGUCUUCUUGCUCGUAGUUUUCACAGGCAAGUGUUUAUUGAAGACAGAAAGAAAAUGUCUUUUGCUCAACCAUUAGGUGCUUCUUCUGGAGUUUUGCUAUGUAGACACAUCUCCUCUUCUUCUGGAAAACCAGAAGAAUCGAGCAUAAAGAUUGAUGCUCUAGGAGAUGUUGUCCCUGAUGGAUCUGUGGAAGCUGUGCAAGCAAUGGUCAAUAAUCUAAUUGGUUGGAGUCUAGAAAUGAAAUACUUAUAUCCCCCUGUGUACUGCGUGCAGUGUGUGGUUAUGGCAAUCCAUGACUUUACCGGCUUCAACUGGUCGACGUCUGUUGUUCUUACGGCUUUACUGGCGAGUGGACUCAUGUGGCCAGUCAAAAUGCGGAUUCAGAGACAAGUUUGGGAGUUAAAAAUUUUGCGUAUGAGCAUUCAAAACGUGAGGAGAGUGAUGCAGACAUGUGAUCCAAAAGAUCUGGCUGAAAACAAAAAAUUGGAAGCAGAGCUGACAGUAAAAUUUGAAAAAUGUGGCUUGUCUUAUAUGCCACUAUGCUUUCUUGAUCUAUUAAUCCCCAUGGCCUGUAUCCAAGCGAUUAAUAUCAUGUGUGUAUUAGAUAAAGUGUUUGAAAACGGUGGAAUAUGGGUUGGUGAUCUUUCGACUCAAGACAACAUGUUACCUCUACUGACAGCCUUAACUUUCUGGUUCACAUCCAAGGUCCUCACCACAAGCCUGACAAAGAUUUUAUCCAGAAUCAAGGAACUCCCUUUGUAUUGCAUUUUCUUCCUUGUGUUCCAAGCUGCAUUUAAAUUAUAUUUCCCGGCAGUGUACUUUUACUUGAUCACAUAUAAGCUAUCUCCAUACACAUUACACCUGAUGUGUAGAUCCAAACAAAUAGCAAAGUUGAGCAAGACACUCGGGGUGCCAUAUGUUCCAGUAACGGCCUCUGAUCAGGAAAAGAUCAUGGCGAGCGUGAUAACUGUUAUGAGGGAGUUUAUUGAUGUGAGGAAAGACAAGAAAUGA